Messenger RNA from Syngnathus typhle (broad-nosed pipefish), 3895 nucleotides. Its product is annotated as solute carrier organic anion transporter family member 5A1-like. Bases 232 to 2811 code for a protein of 859 amino acids. Lineage: Eukaryota; Metazoa; Chordata; Actinopteri; Syngnathiformes; Syngnathidae. Gene Ontology annotation, biological process: transmembrane transport; sodium-independent organic anion transport. Gene Ontology annotation, molecular function: protein binding. Gene Ontology annotation, cellular component: membrane. The record is from RefSeq and is a predicted model, not a curated record. The transcript has 10 exons.
UCCAACAGGCCGGAUGCGAUGUAGUUGGCUUCGAUCAGCGCCUCCACAAAAGACCGACAAUCUUUUCUUUUCCUCACUCGCCGCCACUGGCCCCCACGCAAGGGACUCGGACAUGGCUGCGUGACGAUUCGUCGUCUCUUUCCGUCGAAGCGUCAACUGCCGCCGCCAUGACCCAGUGAGGUGUCCACUCACUGGCAGCGUCAUCAGCCGGACCAGACGCGGCAGGCGGUCAUGGAGGCCGACUUGUCUGAGUUGUCUGUGUCCCUUCGCAAGGAGGAUGCCGGCUCCAGCGAGGCGGAAGAUCCAGGUACGACCCAUCCGUGUCUCCGGGCCCAAGAGGAAGCCUCACUGUCUGCUUCGGUCACGGCAGAGGAGAGCACCGAGUUCAUCCGGCUUGGCCGUGCCGAUGCCUCCCCGCCAAGCGACUUCCUCCCCAAAACAGGCAAAUCGGCGUUAAACCGGCCCGUGGAGAACUCCACCUCCUCCCCGUCAGUGGCCGCCGGGCGGUGCGGUAAAAAGCUGGCCCGCCGGAGCUCGCCGCCCGGCUUCCUGCCGCGACUGGGCGUGCCCACUCGGAAGUACCUGGCGCUCAUCCUGCAGGACUCUCGCUGCUUCCUGUUCUGCAUGUGCUACCUGACGUUCAUCCAGUCCCUGAUGGUGUCUGGCUACCUGAGCAGCGUGAUCACGACCAUCGAGAAGCGCUACAGCCUUCGCAGCUCCGAGUCGGGCCUGCUGGUCAGCUGCUUCGACAUCGGCAGCCUCCUGGUGGUGGUCUUCAUUAGCUACUUUGGGGGCAGGGGGCAGCGGCCGCGCUGGCUGGCGGUGGGCGGCGUCUUCAUCGCGCUGGGCGCCGCCCUUUUCUCGCUGCCGCACUUCAUCUCGCCCGCCUACCAGAUCCAGGAGGUCAACUCGUCAGCGGCACACGAGGGUCUGUGCCAGAGCGCCAACGCCAGCAGCCGCAGGGACGGCGUGGACGUGACGUCCUGUCCGCGGGACCAGGAGGGCAAUGAGCACAACCUCUACGUGGCGCUCUUCAUCAUAGCGCAGAUCCUGGUGGGCAUGGGCUCCACACCCAUCUACACGCUGGGGCCCACCUACCUGGAUGACAAUGUCAAGAAGGAGAACGCCUCGCUCUACCUGGCCGUCAUGUACGUGAUGGGCGCUUUGGGCCCGGCGGCGGGCUACCUGCUGGGUGGCGUCCUCAUCGGCUUCUACGUGGAUCCCAAGACGGCGGUCAACAUCGACCAGAGCGAUCCCCGUUUCAUCGGAAACUGGUGGAGCGGCUUCCUGCUGUGCGCCGUGGCCAUGCUGCUGGUCAUCUUCCCCAUGUUCACCUUCCCCAAGAAGCUGCCGCCGCGGCACAAGAAGAAGAAGAAGAGGAAAAAGUUGAGCUUGGACGACAUGUCCAGCGACGACGAAGUCCUCAAGGAGAAGAGCGGCGGCGCCAAAGCUGUCACCUCCUCCAUGGGUUUCGGCAAGGACAUUAAAGACCUUCCCAAGGCCGCCGUGAGGAUCCUGAGCAACGUGACCUUCCUUUUCGUCAGCUUGUCCUACACGGCCGAGAGCGCCAUCGUCACGGCCUUCAUCACCUUCAUCCCCAAGUUUAUCGAGUCGCAGUUUGGCAUCCCGGCAUCCAGCGCCAGCAUCUACACAGGCGUGAUCAUCGUGCCCAGCGCCGGCGUGGGCAUCGUGCUGGGUGGCUACAUCAUCAAGAAGCUAAAGCUGGGCGCCCGCGAGUCGGCCAAGCUGGCCAUGAUCUGCAGCGGCGUCUCGCUGCUCUGCUUCUCCACGCUCUUCAUCGUGGGCUGCGAGACCAUCAACCUGGGUGGCAUCAACAUCCCCUACACCACCGGCCCGACACUGACCAUGACCCAGAGGAACCUGACGGGCGGCUGCAACGUCAACUGCGGCUGCAAAAUCCACGAGUACGCCCCUGUGUGCGGCUCCGACGGCAUCACUUACUUCAACCCCUGCCUGGCUGGCUGCAGUGCCGUCGCCAACGACAGCAGCGGCAUGCGCAACUACUCGGAGUGCGCGUGCGUGCAGAGCCGCCAGGUCAUCACGCCGUCGUCGGGGGGGACGGGCGGCAACCAGUUGCAGCUGGUCAUCGUCAAGACCUACCUGAACGAGAACGGAUACGCCGUGGCGGGGAAGUGCGACCGCACCUGCGGCACCCUGAUCCCCUUCUUGGUCUUCCUCUUCAUCGUAACGCUCAUCACCGCCUGCGCUCAGCCCUCCGCCAUCAUCGUGACGCUCAGGUCGGUGGCCGAGCAGGAGCGACCAUUUGCGUUGGGAAUGCAGUUUGUUCUGCUCAGGACGCUUGCCUACAUUCCAACGCCCAUUUACUUUGGCGCUGUCAUCGACACCACCUGCAUGCUGUGGCAACAGGACUGCGGCGUGCACGGCUCGUGCUGGGAGUACGAUGUCACGUCCCUGCGCUUCGUCUAUUUUGGCCUGGCCGCCAGUCUCAAGUUCCUGGGCUUCCUCUUCAUCUUCCUCACGUGGUACUCCAUCAAGUACAAGGAGGAGCGUGUAGAGCGCUGGCUCAAGCGCCACCUGUCGCCCACCGACACGGUGGGCGGCCUGGUAUGCCACCCGGGGGGCCGCAAGGGCCACGCGCGCACCCGCUCCUGCCCCGUCAACAUCCCGCGCAGCGAGCACACCGUGCCGCCACCCGCCUGCGUGCUCCCGCGUGCCGGGGUCCUCAACCGCGGGGUCAGCACGCAGAGUUGUCCGGGCAACGAGUUGAAAGCGGCCACGCCGCCCGCCGCGCCGGCGCACUCCCUGGAGCAGGUGGCCGUGCGCGUCUGACUGUCGGCUGGCAGGCCGAUCAGAUGCCGACUGCAGUUUGUGGAUCCGACGUCUCGGCUGACUUUCUUUGCAAACACACUGCCGGGGGGGAGGAAAAAAAAAAAAAAAAAGACAACCUCUGGCCCCAUUGCCCCCCUCAAACUGGACUCGGCCCACCUCGGUGCGCUCAUUGUGCAGAUGAGCCGUGCUGUGCUAUAUAACGCCGCCAUAGUGAACGGGUGAAGAACGAGGCACCAAAAUCACCACAACACUUUACCGUACCACUGAGUCCAACUUGGUUGAAUUUCCGCACUCAACAUUUGGGAAGGCUUUCUAGACACUUUUUGGCACCCUACCUCACUGGCAUGACAUUUAAAAACAAAUCAGUUGUCAAAAGAAUGCUGCCUCAAAAGAGUUUGGCUGGCUUUGGUUCCCUUUUGGAAAUGUAACCAAAUGACAUUCCAAAUUUUGGCUGUGGCGCUCAACAAGCUGUGAUGGCAAACAUUGCAAGACAGUUGACUUGGCUUCAAUAUCCGUACAACCCAACAAUGCAAAGGAAGCAACCAUGACCUGCCUUCUUAAACGGGAGCGACUCAGACCCUCAGCAACUCUGCUGCUUGAUUGGACCAAUCGCGUAGCACGAGAGGUCCAGUUGAUGAAACUUUGACGUAUCGAUCUAGCGUUGCAAGCGUCACAAAGUUCAUCCAGCCAAACAAAAUCCGAAAGCCACUGAGAUGAUGAGGAAUUAUAUUCCCUGCUAGAUGGCAAUUUAAACUGGCGCAAUUUGUUGCAACAAUGGUAGGAGCGCAAGCGACUCAGAUCAUGCCGUUCGCUUAAUGAGGAGUUGUAAUUCACGCACACGACACAGAUCAAAGGGGUACAUGCCAUCCUUGAGGUUCCAUAGAAAACAAAUGUGAAAUUGUUCAUGUUUUUUUUUUUGGUCACCUCCUGGUCUUUGAUGGCAAGUUACUCUGGGACACGCAUACACCAUCACUGGGUGACAUGACGGCUGGGCGCAAUGCAUUGCGGGAGAAGCUAAAGCGAUUAGAAUCAUAGGCCCUGCCAGUUAGUUGACCCUUGUGAGAAUAAAACCGUUUGGAUCAUC